UCCCCAUGUUUAAAUGACAGACAAAAGGAAAAAAAAGUUUUGUUCUUUGCUCCCUGGUUGCCCAACAAAAAACGGAAACAUGAAGUUUUUGGAUCUUUUUGGGCGUUUAAAAUCCGUGGUUAUUGGAAUGAUUCAUGUGAAAGCUUUACCAGGCACCCCCCUUGGUUGCAUGAAAAUGUCCCAGAUCAUUGAAGAAGCGUGCAGGGAGGCAUCGAUAUACUGUGAUGCAGGGAUUGAUGGUGUGAUCAUUGAGAACAUGCAUGACAUCCCUUACUCGUUCUCUGUGGGUCCAGAGGUGUGUGCCUGUAUGACCGCAGUAUGCACAGCUGUGAGAGGCGUCUGUCCUCUCCUGCCGCUCGGAGUGCAAAUACUGUCCUCUGCCAACCAGCAGGCACUGGCCGUUGCUCUGGCUUCAGGUCUAGAUUUCAUCAGGGCCGAGGGUUUUGUCUUUUCUCACGUGGCUGAUGAGGGCCUCCUGAACGCCUGUGCUGGAGACUUACUGAGAUAUCGCAGACAGAUCGGAGCUGAGCACGUCCAGAUCUUCACUGACAUUAAAAAGAAGCACAGCUCCCAUGCCCUGACAUCAGACGUGAGCAUUGAAGAGACGGCUCGUGCCGCAGAGUUCUUCCUCUCAGACGGACUAGUCAUCACGGGAGCAGCCACUGGUGUGGAGGCUGAUCUGCGGGAGCUCAGAGAGGUUUCCCGGUCUGUGAGAAUCCCAGUGCUGAUAGGUUCUGGAGUGACCUAUGACAACGCAGAACGCUACCUUGAUGCAAAUGGAAUGAUCAUCGGUUCUCAUUUUAAGCAGGGCGGCCACUGGACAAACGCAGUCGACUCGGAGAGAGUGAAGAGGUUCAUGGAAAAGAUACGUGACCUUCGAAAAUGAAAAGGAUGGUUUUCUGUCAUCAGCACAGUGUCGUCCACUGGCAGGGUCGUUAAGUCUUAAAAAGCAUUAAUUUCCCUCAUAAAAGGCUUUAGAAGGUAUUAAAAUAAAUAUUCUAUCUUGCCUGCUGUAGACAAUAACAGUAGCAGUAAUUAUAAUUUAAUAUUUUAGCAAUAACUUUAAUUCAUUUGUUAAUCCCUCCAUCAAGUUUCUGUCAUUUAUCUGCAUCCAGGUCAUAUUUAUUGAUUCAUUCUAUUACUGGGAAUUAUUGUUAAAUAUAGGUGUACAGACAAAACUAUUAUAUAAAUUGCAAUAAAUUAAUGUAUUCAUCCAGG
This is a messenger RNA of Lates calcarifer (barramundi perch), 1218 nucleotides long. RefSeq lists its product as uncharacterized. Lineage: Eukaryota; Metazoa; Chordata; Actinopteri; Centropomidae. The record is from RefSeq and is a predicted model, not a curated record. The transcript has 6 exons. The coding region runs from base 14 to 886 and encodes 290 amino acids.